Condylura cristata (star-nosed mole) is the source of this 981-nucleotide messenger RNA. RefSeq names its product ets variant 2 (gene ETV2). Lineage: Eukaryota; Metazoa; Chordata; Mammalia; Eulipotyphla; Talpidae. Gene Ontology annotation, biological process: regulation of transcription by RNA polymerase II; cell differentiation. The transcript is spliced from 6 exons. Gene Ontology annotation, molecular function: DNA-binding transcription factor activity, RNA polymerase II-specific; sequence-specific DNA binding. Bases 1 to 981 code for a protein of 326 amino acids. Gene Ontology annotation, cellular component: nucleus. The record is from RefSeq and is a predicted model, not a curated record.
AUGGACUUGUGGAGGUGGGAUGAAGCAUCAUCACAAGAAGUACCCCCAGGGAACAGGCUGUCAGGGCUGGAAGGAACUGACCUCGGCUUCUAUUUCCCUGAACUGGCGCUCCAAGGCGACACGCUGACAGCGGAGACACACUGGAAAGGGUCCCCACAGCUGGACUGGGGCUCCACAUUACCACACCCAGGAAUUCCAUGGGAGGCAGAGUACGCCCCUCAGGCUCUUCCGUGGUCAGGAGACUGGACAGACCAGGCGUGCACCGGUUCUGCUACGGGGAGCCACGUCUCGCAGGCCCUGGGCCCCACCCCGUGCGCUGACUCCGAAGGGCCCGCGGGCCCGCUGGGUGCCGCCUCGGCGGGAGGGGCCCACCCGUGCUCGCGCGUCCAGGCUGCGGCCAGCUCCCCCGGCUGGGACUGUUGCCUUGGCCCCGACAGCGCCACUUGCUGGGGCAAGGGCCACGGGGGAGAGCCGCGCGGGGACUACCGGCUUUCGUGGGGUGAGCCUGUGGGCUCGGACUAUGCCUCCCUCUGGGAGUCGGGGCUGCACGCGGAUUCCACCACCACCUGGCAGGAGCAUCAGAGUUCAGGUCUCACCACCCCCUCAGAAACCAGCGAGCAGGCAGGCAGCGCAACGUUGGCUGGUUACCCCAAAACUAACCACCGAGGUCCCAUUCAACUGUGGCAAUUUCUCCUGGAGUUACUCCAAGACGGGGCGCGAAGCAGCUGUAUCCGCUGGACCGGUAACAGCCGCGAGUUCCAGCUCUGCGACCCCAAAGAGGUGGCGCGCCUGUGGGGCGAGCGCAAGAGAAAACCCGGCAUGAAUUAUGAAAAGUUGAGCAGAGGCCUGCGCUACUACUACCGCCGCGACAUCGUGCGCAAGAGCGGUGGGCGCAAGUACACGUACCGCUUCGGGGGCCGCGUGCCGGGUCUGGCCCACCCCGACAGCACUGGGGGCCGACAUGGUGCAGCGACUCAAUAA